AUGUCAAACCCAGUGGGCAGCGUACCAGAAACCACAUCGUAUGGGUCUCGGAUUGGGAUGACAGAGGACUCCCUCUCCAUCCUGGAGCAAAGCAGAGGCUGCGAAGACCCCUGGGAGAUGGGGGAAACCAAACCAAACGUGGAAGCCCUGGAGCGGGGCAUGCCAGGCGUCUACCUCUCCUGCUUCGACAUGCUCCUCACAGAAGAAGCUACUUGGCUGGUGAAAGUUUCAGAGGCCUCUUCAGCACUGGCUUUACCCAUGAACCGCGUAGAACCCCGGGAGGAACCGGAGCAGUGCCCGGUCAUUGAUAGCCAGGAACAGGGGAUCUCUCCUGGCCUGGAGGGGCAGGAGGAGGAGCGAUCCCUGGAGCAGGUGCAGAGCAUGGUUGUGGGAGAAGUACUGAAGGACAUUGAAACAGCCUGCAAACUGCUCAACAUCACCCCAGAUCCGAUAGAGUGGAACACUGGGAAUGUCCAGAAGUGGCUGCUCUGGACUGAACAUCUCUACAGAUUGCCCCAUGCGGGAAAGGCCUUCCAGGAGCUGACGGGAAAGGAUCUGUGCGCCAUGAGCGAGGAGGAGUUUCGCCAGCGUUCCCCGCAGUGUGGAGACACGCUGCACGCACACCUGGACAUAUGGAAGUCAGCUGCAUGGAUGAAAGAGCGGUUUUCCAUUGGAGACACUAAAACUACAGGCAGCGAGGAGCUAUGGUCUGAGGCAGAUUCAUCUUGCUCAGGUCAACCUAUUCAUCUGUGGCAGUUUCUCAGAGAGCUCCUGCUCAAACCCCACAACUAUGGACGUUGCAUUCGCUGGCUCAAUAAAGAAAAGGGUAUUUUCAAAAUCGAAGACUCUGCUCACGUCGCGAGACUGUGGGGACUCCGAAAGAAUCGACCUGCAAUGAACUACGACAAGCUGAGCCGUUCCAUACGUCAGUACUACAAGAAAGGCAUCAUCCGCAAGCCCGACGUGUCUCAGAGACUGGUCUACCAGUUUGUUCACCCAGUAUGA
Pelmatolapia mariae (spotted tilapia) is the source of this 1005-nucleotide messenger RNA. Its product is annotated as SAM pointed domain-containing Ets transcription factor. The record is from RefSeq and is a predicted model, not a curated record. The transcript has 5 exons. Bases 1 to 1005 code for a protein of 334 amino acids. Gene Ontology annotation, molecular function: sequence-specific DNA binding; DNA-binding transcription factor activity, RNA polymerase II-specific. Gene Ontology annotation, cellular component: nucleus. Gene Ontology annotation, biological process: cell differentiation; regulation of transcription by RNA polymerase II. Lineage: Eukaryota; Metazoa; Chordata; Actinopteri; Cichliformes; Cichlidae.